AUGUCGACACUCGCUUCAUCUCGAAAGAGGGCGUCGACCCCCUCUUCUCCAAGCACCAGCUUGAGUAAGAAGCUGAAGCUGACAAGCAUAUCCCCGCCUCAGCCGAUGUCACCCGCGACGCUUAUGACACUUUUCAACCAAAAUCCAGCCGAUCUCAUGCCAGAUCUGCGGAUGCAGGUGACAUGUCUCAAACUGUUCCUCCUGGUAAUUGCGCGCAUGCCAGAACCCACGCCAAAUGGGAAGAAGGUGCACGAAGUUGGGUACAGACAAGCUGUGGAGGCCCUCAACAAGUUGGAUAUCCUGGGUAUUGCAACAAAGAGAAUGAUCGCUGCGGUUAAUGAUAUUGAGAAACUUACGAGGGACAUUGAUGAGAUUCUGGAGUUUGAAGCGCCGUCUUUUCCUAAUGUGCAGCUGAAGAGGUCAUGUGAACAUUUCAUGGGUGCGUAUGAGGAGAGGUUGGCCAGCUUGGAUCCCAUGAGAGAAAAUGGUUGUAACGAUAACCCCGUUUUGCUCCCCGAGGCAACAAGUUGGCGCGACACAUAG
Messenger RNA from Fusarium verticillioides 7600, 543 nucleotides. RefSeq lists its product as hypothetical. The coding region runs from base 1 to 543 and encodes 180 amino acids. The record is from RefSeq and is a predicted model, not a curated record. Lineage: Eukaryota; Fungi; Ascomycota; Sordariomycetes; Hypocreales; Nectriaceae. The transcript has 3 exons.